Molecule: messenger RNA, 1581 nt
Organism: Phaeoacremonium minimum UCRPA7
Lineage: Eukaryota; Fungi; Ascomycota; Sordariomycetes; Togniniales; Togniniaceae
Product: putative ammonium transporter mep1 protein
Exons: 3
Coding region: 1-1581 (526 amino acids)
Biological process (GO): ammonium transmembrane transport
Cellular component (GO): plasma membrane
Molecular function (GO): ammonium channel activity
Source: RefSeq, a predicted model, not a curated record
AUGUCCUACUCCUGGGUAGGAGCACCUGCGGUGUUCAACGGCACCAAUGACGAGACCGGUGGUGACUCUGCCACCGAAAACCUAAACCAAUGGUACCAGUCCGGUGACCAGGCCUUCAUCAUUGUGGCCUCCUGCAUGGUCCUGCUCAUGAUUCCCGGAAUCGCCUUCCUAUACUCUGGUCUUGCACGAAGAAAGUCCGCCCUCUCGCUCAUCUGGGUCGUCAUGAUGUCCUUCAGCGUCAUCAUUUUCCAAUGGUACUUCUGGGGCUAUUCCCUGGCUUUCAGCAGCACGGCCACGAACGGUUUCAUCGGCGAUCUACACCACUUCGGCCUCAUGAACACUCUGGCCAUGCCUUCCCCCGGCUCCGCGCUCAUCCCUGAGCUGCUCUACUCAUUCUACCAGAUGCAGUUCGCCGGCGUUACUUGUGCCCUCGUGGUGGGUGCGACAGCCGAGCGUGGACGAGUCCUUCCCGCGAUGGUCUUCUCCUUCUUCUGGGCGACACUCGUAUACUGCCCUCUGGCCUGCUGGGUGUGGAAUGUCAACGGCUGGGCCUUCAACUAUGGUGUCCUCGACUAUGCUGGUGGCGGACCUGUCGAGAUCGGCUCUGGUCUUUCAGCCCUCGCCUACUCCUGGAUCCUCGGACGCCGAAACGAGAAGAUGAUGCUCAACUUCCGUCCGCACAACAUUUCCCUGAUCCUACUGGGCACUAUCCUUCUGUGGUUUGGCUGGCUGGGUUUCAACGGCGGCUCUGCCUUCGGUGCUAAUCUACGUGCCACAAUGGCCUGCUGGAACUCGUGCUUGACCGCCAUGUUCGCAGCCAUGACUUGGUGUCUGCUCGAUUUCCGUCUGGCCAAGAAGUGGUCUCUGGUCGGCUGGUGUUCCGGCACGAUCUCGGGACUUGUUGCUGCCACUCCCGCCUCCGGUUUCAUCACCCCCUGGGCGUCCAUCAUUCUCGGCGUUGUUACGGGCAUCUGCUGCAAUUUUGGCACCAAGAUCAAGUUCAUGGUCAAGAUCGACGACUCUCUCGACGUGUUCGCCGAGCACGGCAUCGGCGGCAUCGUCGGCCUCAUCUUCAACGCCUUCUUCGGUGCCGACUAUAUUAUUGGCCUCGACGGCGUCAACAAUGGCAUCACCGGCGGCUGGAUCAACCACAACUACAAGCAGAUGUACAUCCAGAUCGCCUACAUCUGCGCCACCUCCGCCUACACCUUCGUCAUGUCCGCCAUCAUCGCCAAGAUCAUCGACAUGAUCCCCGGCCUGCACCUCCGUGCGAGCGAGGAGGCUGAGCUCCUUGGUAUGGACGAUGACCAGCACGGCGAGUUCGCUUACGACUACGUUGAGGUUCGUCGCGACUACCUCGCAUGGACCCCCGCCGGCAAGGAACAGAAGGAAGACGGCUUCCAGAUCGCCCCCACACACGGCAUCGAAGAGCACCAGAACAUGAUGAACGGUAGCAGCCGGCCAGUCUCUAACGAGGCCAUCGUGGUCGAGCAAAAGGCCGAGGCACAGAGGUCGUUCGAGGCAGAGAAGCAGGUAGAGGCUGAGAAGCAAUCCUCUGCCGCUUCUACCAAAUCGAAAUAA